AUGCGACUCCCCAUCUCCCUGUUCCUCCCCGCCCUUUGGGUCGCCAGCUAUGUGGUUGGAAAAGGACCCUCUGGGCUUAAACCGUUGCCAAUCACGUGCGACAGCUGUUGCCCACCAGGGGUCUCCUGCCCAGCGAACGACGGAUGUUUUAUCCAGGGCAGAGCCAAUAUGUCGGCAGAGGCGGGGGACCGUUGCUCCAGUACUGUAGAAUCAGUCAUAGCUGCAGAGCAGACGAGCUGUGCCGCCAGCAUCUCAUCAGCAAUUUCAUCAGUUUCAUCAGCACUGACCCAAUGCCAGGCCGCGGCCGCGUCGGGGGGUCAGAAGUGCGGUGUCUUGGGAUUGGGCCAGGGCCACUACCAGCGUUUCAUCGGCGUCGACCUGAGGCGAGGUGUCUGGCUGACAGCAGGUGCCUGUCGUACAGCGCCAACAUGGUCCUGUUCUACUUCAGCCUGGGGUCUUAUUCACACGACUGCUACCUGUAUGAAAAGGCGGCCAAGGAUGUGCCGGCCCCAUUACACCCUGCUGUAUGGGCCAUGUAUGACCGAAACUGCCCUUGAGGGAGUGAAUGGUCGAGAGGUUGAGGAUGUGGUCGUGAUUUGGAGUCAAUCCAAUUACUAUAAGCCGUUCACAGCGUUGCUUGAAAUUAAUGUAAUAAACGUGGAUGCGCGGUUGUGGUGA
Messenger RNA from Fusarium redolens, 678 nucleotides. RefSeq lists its product as uncharacterized. The record is from RefSeq and is a predicted model, not a curated record. NCBI's taxonomy places the organism in Eukaryota, Fungi, Ascomycota, Sordariomycetes, Hypocreales, Nectriaceae. Bases 1 to 678 code for a protein of 225 amino acids. The transcript is spliced from 2 exons.